AUGUCUGAACCUCGCGCUCCCUCGUUCAGGUUCACGGACUUGCCGGCCGAGCUAGUCGUGUCGAUUAUCUUGCUUGCCCAGACAGCAUGGCACAAGGAGCAAUUCUCCGCACAAGCACCGUACGCUGGUGUGAAGCGAUACGAGGUAUCGCGACCUCCUUCGGCGUCGUCCGCCGUGCUCCCAUGUUGCGACGGCUUGCGGUGGGAUUUCAGCCGUCCUACUUGCAUAUUGUCGUCGUCCGAUCUUCCUGCUGGCUUGCCGUCACCCGCCCACAGUGCUUCUCAGGUGUGCAGAUGGCUCCGCGGCAUACUGCUGGAGGAGAACUCGGCGAUCUGGCGACUGGACAAUACCCUCUACCCGUCGAUCGCCCAGCGCUCUGGGGAAACCCGCACGAUCCUACAUGGACAGACCAUUCUGGGGUACGGGGCUCUCAGCCUGGUGGCGGUCGACGUCUGCAUUUGCGUUCUACGUGGUCUUUCUUCCUUCUACUCCAGUCUACAGUGGGUGAAGCUUCGGCUACCUUGGUCCGGUGAUCGCUCGCUGGUGCACGAGCUGCAGCAGUUCCUGUACAACAACAGGGGCCGAGCGAAUAGUCCCCUGCGUCACUUUGACCUGGAGGCUCUAGACCCAAAGCCACUUCAAGUGGGCAGGAGAGGAAAUUGGCAUGUGACCGCCGUUGAGAGCGAGGAGCUACAGGCCAGCCGCUUCUCUGGCACCGAUAUCUUUUACUAUUCAAAAACUCUGAACUCUCUAUGUCUUCACCACCGUCCCGACUCCGAUAUUGUGUUCUUUGGGGUGUCGUUAUCGACCGGUCUCUCGGCGUGCGCUGCCACGAUAGAGUUCUUGACAAUUGACAUCGGGGGACGCGUCGGGGCAGACAUCGAGGGAAGCGUCGCAUUUCCUAAGCUUCGCCAUUUCCGACUUUGUACGGAUCCGGGUUUCGCUCCGCUCCUACUGCGCUGGAUGAUCUUACCCUACGCGCUUGACCUGCAUCUGGAGGUCAUUGAGUCCUGGAGGAAGAGCUUUGUGACGAAACACGCGGGGAUAUACGAACUCCCCUUCUGGCCUUCAGAACAUGCUCCCCCUCUCCUCUUUCUAUUCAGGCAGCCACAAGACUUUGUGCAAAGCCUAGCGCAGCCGCACCGCACCACUACGAUUCAACCCAACCUCGAAGCACAUUAUCCCGUGGCAGCCGAUGAUCCAGCUGAAAUGCUGUGGCGGCGCUCAACAUCGGUGAUAGGACUAGAUGUGCGCAUCGAUCCGUCCACGAAGUCACGCGAGCCGGCGGCGGCGCGGUUCCCAGAGCUGGUCGGCGUAACUUUCGCCGAGUCAGUAGACGAGCUCAGACCGGUCUUGGAGGACCCGGUGGCUCGCGAUUGGGAAAGGAGUCGGGACCUAGAGGGCAAGACCGCGGCCAGGCGAUCCCUCACCUUCAGGGACGGGCAGUUCUCUGAGCGAGAACGGGCGCGGGACUUUAAUAGUCAAUGUCCGAAGGCGUUGUACGACACCCUCCGAUACGUACUCGCCGCGGUCCCUGGGC
Molecule: messenger RNA, 1540 nt
Organism: Peniophora sp. CBMAI 1063
Lineage: Eukaryota; Fungi; Basidiomycota; Agaricomycetes; Russulales; Peniophoraceae
Source: the annotation of a GenBank genome assembly